Messenger RNA from Caenorhabditis elegans, 608 nucleotides. RefSeq names its product RNA polymerase Rpb4/RPC9 core domain-containing protein (gene rpb-4). Gene Ontology annotation, biological process: DNA-templated transcription initiation. Bases 12 to 446 code for a protein of 144 amino acids. Gene Ontology annotation, molecular function: nucleotide binding. The transcript is spliced from 3 exons. Gene Ontology annotation, cellular component: RNA polymerase complex; nucleus. NCBI's taxonomy places the organism in Eukaryota, Metazoa, Nematoda, Chromadorea, Rhabditida, Rhabditidae. The record is from RefSeq and is marked reviewed.
AUUUUUAGAAAAUGUCUUCCGGUGGAGGAAAUCAAAAGUCAGAUGGACAAGUCGAGGAAGAUGCCGCUGAAUGCAAAUUUCCGAAAGAAUUCGAAACAACAACAUGCGACGCUCUUCUGACCGCUGAGGUUUACUUGCUUCUGGAGCAUCGUCGUCAAUCGAGUGAAAGCAAAGACGAAAUUGAAGAGAUGAGCGAGGUCUUCAUCAAAACUCUCAACUACGCUCGCCGCAUGUCUCGAUUCAAAAAUCGCGAAACUAUCCGUGCAGUUCGAGCGAUUUUCUCCGAGAAGCAUCUUCACAAAUUCGAAGUUGCGCAGAUUGCCAAUCUCUGCCCUGAAAAUGCCGAAGAAGCCAAAGCACUAGUUCCUUCUUUGGAAAACAAAAUCGAGGAGUCUGAACUAGAGGAAGUUCUCAAGGAUCUGCAAUCCAAAAGAACAUUCCAAUAAAUACAAGCAAACUAAUCCCAUAUUUAUCUGUAUUCUCAAGUUACUGUAAUUGUCCUAUGAGAUCUCUCAUAAUGUGUUAUUUGAUACAAUGAAAUGAAAUUUUGGAAAUGUUUAUUAAUGUUUUUCAAAUAAUUUGUUCAAUCGAAAAUGAAUACUGGUUUC